CUCACGUACCCUAUGCGUGAUGUCUUACUUUCGACCAACCCAUUGUUCGUUGUAGUAUAAAUCUCCCUAUCCUUGUAUCAGAUGAUCAUUCUACAUUAAACAUUCAAUUGUUAUACAACUGUACUGUGUAUUACUCUUGUAUUAUUAUUGUAUUAUUGUAUUACUGUAACAAGAUGAAACCAGUGGUAAUGAUUGUGUGUCUGAUCGUGCUGAUCUUUACUCUGCAGAACGCACAUUGUGCUUGUCCUUAUGCUCAUCCCUACCCGUACGACCUUUGUGGACCUAACGAAGAGUUACUGGAGUGUGGUACCGCUUGCCCAAAGACAUGCGCCAAUCUUAACGAUCCACCUGCAGUGUGUUCGCUGCGAUGUGUACAGGGAUGCUUCUGCAAGCCAGGAUUUGUCCGGGAGUCCCAACAUGGAAAAUGCGUUCCGGAAUGUGAGUGUCCCUGCAAUUGAAGUGUCGAAAGAAGAAAAGCACCAGAAACUAUUUCAACCUUGCGCUUAUAAUAAAGGCAAGCAACUGCCUAAAUGAAUGCAUUCUAAGGGCAAUUGAGCUAUUUGAGAAAUACAUUAA
Messenger RNA from Anopheles coluzzii, 576 nucleotides. Its product is annotated as chymotrypsin-elastase inhibitor ixodidin-like. The record is from RefSeq and is a predicted model, not a curated record. The coding region runs from base 174 to 458 and encodes 94 amino acids. NCBI's taxonomy places the organism in Eukaryota, Metazoa, Arthropoda, Insecta, Diptera, Culicidae. The transcript is spliced from 2 exons.